This is a messenger RNA of Magallana angulata, 3927 nucleotides long. RefSeq lists its product as uncharacterized. Bases 52 to 3510 code for a protein of 1152 amino acids. The transcript is spliced from 2 exons. NCBI's taxonomy places the organism in Eukaryota, Metazoa, Mollusca, Bivalvia, Ostreida, Ostreidae. The record is from RefSeq and is a predicted model, not a curated record.
AAGCUCCAACCAUCCUACAGAGGAAGCGAAGGCAGCAACAAAAGACUGCAAAUGGAUGGAGAUCAUCAAGACUUCAGGAUGGAAGUUGACCUGGAGAGCAGCAGCAUACAACCCAUACAGCCAGUGAAGGUCAGGCUGACCAAUUACAGCAGACAGUCCAGUCCCUCCCCUCUGAGGCUGACCACAAAGGCACAACCCCUCUCCACAACUAGACAAGACAGCCAAUCCCCAUGCAGGACACUGAGGGAUGGUGAAAGUGUUCCUUACACUCAGAGGAGGUCACCCAAGAGAUCCACAGCACCAAAACUUCACAGAAGACAUCAAAGUGCCCCAUAUCUGAUCAAUGCUCCCACAAAGAUGAGGAGGAUGUCACCUAGCAAACCUGUGUCAACAGUCUCCAACCAGUUUUGUCAACUUCCAACACAGUAUGUUACCAGAUCCAGCAUUCAACAACCGUCUCCCUUGACUUUGAUGAAUUUACAGCAGGAAUCCAAAUAUCUUACAAGAUCUCAAGUCAAGAUUUGGAAGCAGAAGAGUUCGUGUCCCUAUCAUGAGAAGUUGGCUCUAAGAGAAAACAAUCAGCCCAAGACACCUAAACACCAGUCUACACCAAAGAUUCCUCGCUCUCAACUAGUUCAGAAAAUGGUCCUACAAGCAGGUGGUGCCAAACCAAAACAGAGUCUCUCCAAAUUGUAUGCACACUCUAAAAGCAGAUCUCCAGCCAGAUGCAGACUUUCUCCUUUGGUAGAUAGUACCCCUCCCUUGACAAGGUCCAAGAGACAGUUGUUGACAGGCAUCACUACACCAGACAAAACAGCCACCAAUAGACGCAAGCAUGCUGUGGACAGUGCAGACUUGAAAAGACCUAAGAGUGGAAUCAUGACUAGGAUGAGAAGUCUUGCAGCAAGUAUCCAGGAAAAAUUCUCAAAGAAAAAGAAGAAGAAGCAGGUGACAGCCGUAACUGACUCAUCAGAAGUUGACACUGGUGUUCAAUGGAUGGACCUAGACUCUGAUCAGAAGACAGUUCAAGUAGCAGACUCCAGUGAGCCAAUGGACACAUCCCUACCUGUUAGCUGUUUUGGGACCCAAAAGAUCAACUUAACUGCAAAGAUGCCCAACAUUAGAAGGAAGCAAGUUAGAAAGAAGGAAUUAACCACAAUCCCACCCAAGAAGUCCAGCGAAGUGAUCACAGCUCUCCAUCUACAGAAAAUUGAUGUGACAUCCCAACAGACUUCUACAUCAAGACAAACAUGCUCCAAGAGUACCAAAACCUUUGUUCCAGCUGUAGUGUCUGCAGAAACUAGUACAACAGAUUUAGUAACAUCUUGCUCACAGGAUCCAAAGAAACAGAAGUCAACCUUCCUAGAGCUGCCUUUGUCCAUGCCGUCUACACACAGAUCAGAAACAUUUAAGGUUUUGUCUCCUUCACCCAUGAUUUCAAUCCCAGCUGAAGGAAUGCCAUUCACAGUUACAGCUUUGUCACCAAAGCCUAUUUCUACACCAAGAAAGUCACCAAAGGUUUCGACUCCUCAGCUUAAAAGUUCCAAACUACAUCCCAUGUCUCUCCAAUCACCAAAGGACAUCAAACCAUCAGAAGAAGUCUCAUCAGUGAUGAUGUCCUCAGGAAAAUCUUCCAGUAUGGCUGACCGUAUGUUCACACAUUCCCAGGCAGCAACAUUCCAGCCACCAUUCCAAAGCCUGUGUCCCAUCAGUGCCAAUGCGGAUGACUUAGCAGAUAUGUCUGCUACAUCUCCUGUACCACUGCCACAGACUUUCCUGUCAUCAUCAGUCCAAUGUACAGAGCCUGCAACUUCUCCUAAAGUGUCGUCACAAAUAGAGACUGCUGUGAAUGCAACAAAUGUGUUUGAAGUUUGCGGCAAGCAACAGACAACAAAACAAGAGACUCAGCUGCCUUUGAACAAACCUGCCACUUUGGUAAAUCCAAAAGACAGCUUAUCUCAGUCACAGAUAUGUAACCCAGCCAUUCCAGAGAUCCCAAAUUGUGAUGGUCAGCACGUUCACUCAUCUAUCUUCAGUAUCCAUCCAGUGUCAAACCCCUCAUCCACAAUGAUGCCAAAAAGCGAUGAAUUCAGCAACAGAAUGGUAGGAGCAGAUGUCGGUGAAGAGAUGCCAUCAGCUUUGUCCCAAAGAAUUACCUUCUCAACUUCCACAGAUACAACAGUGUAUGCAACAGAAGAGCCAAGCUGGAACGAGAGACCUUCAUGCCUUUAUGAAAAAUCAGCAUCUACGAGACCAUAUCAAUCCAUGGCCAUUCAGGAAAUUCCUCCUCCCCAGUCCGCCAUGAUUCCUGAGUAUGGUUCCAUCAAUUGUGCCUACGGAAUGACUGAUUUUAACUCCACUGUGUUGACAUACUACAGACACCAAGGACAUUUCCACAGCAGCUAUAUUCAGUACGGGACUGGUGAUCCAGUGAUGACACAAACAGCCUUGCCGAAGUUCCAGCAAACCCAGCCAAGUAUCUCCUCUUGGUAUUCCAAUCUCCAAGCAGAGCCUGUGGACCUGUCACUUCAAGCUCAGCAAAGGCAAGGUGAUUCCCACCAGGAUCUGAUGUGUUAUGAAACUCUGGACUUUAGUGAACUUUCACCCCAGAACACAGUGUGCAAGGAAUCCAUGACACAGACAAACUUGUCAAUUCCUUCUGAAUCCUGCCUCCCUGUGCUGUCAAUGAGUGAUUUGAUGAAAGGUGGAAUAGAGUUGGACAAAACCUCAACAAUGAACCAACCAGAUUCAGAAGUCACCUGCAGCCUCGACAUACCUUCAAAUGCAACUUCAGUAGGCCAACCAUCAAUCAUGCAGAAAAGGACAAAGUGGUUUGAGCCAAAGAAGAAGACACUUCUGGUGAUUCCCAGUGUCCGUAGCCACCAGAGUGAAGCUUCUCUUGACAAGGAUAUCCAUUCGAUAGAACAAUCAAUUCCAAUGCUGGAGUCCAAAAAGAGACCUUUUGAAGAAUCCACCAACAAUGAUGCUUCUUUGCCAGACAAGAAAAAGAUCAAAGUGUCGACCAGUGGACCACAACAAUCCAAUAUUUCCUCAUUCGUUGGAAAGCCAGGUAGUCCCCAGCCAGCAUGGACAGAGAACUGCUCUGAGUGUUCCCGUGUUGAGAAUAUCCUGGAAGAAACACCUUACUCCCUCCUUAAUAAUGUACCCUGUCCAGACCAUUUCUUCAAGUCCACCAGGCAGAUCAUCAGUGAAUACUACGACUCUCGGUCAUUCUAUCACUCCAGAGGAAAGCCUCACAUCGUGGCCCGAGACCUUGUUUGGCGUCUCUAUACAGUAGCCGAACUUCAUGGACACCGCUUCAACACUCUGAACUCCGCCAUUGCUGAAGCCAUCCAUCAUUCCGUUCUGGACAAAUCGCAAUGUGGUGAACAGACUUGGCUUGUAAAAUGCAUUCCCUUCAUCAACAGUGCAAUUCGAAAAUUCUUCCGUGUUGACUUUCGCAAGUAUUGGAGCCUUAUUGAACACAGAUGUGAUCCAAGUGUGUGUUAACUAAGACAAGUGUUAUAGUGUUAUUCUCCAACAUGUUUGACAACGGAACUUUAUGUGCACAAUUACAAGAAAAAUUUUGAUGUGGUAUUUGACCAACCUGUUUUGAUCAUGUAUAAUCAUUUUGUUAUCAAAACUGCCAUUAAUCGGAAGAAAGAGUCUUCAGAUUUAAUGAAUUACUGACUACAUGUUCCGGUACAUUUUUUUGUUUUAAAGAAACUACUUAUUUUGCAUAUUUUAUUUUUAUUUCAUUUUGAAGAAAUAACUUGUUUUGUCUAAGUUUUUACUUUAUUUAUUGUUGACAAACAACAAUUCUAAUUUUAUGUUUGUUACGAAGUAGGGGAGAUGAGCUAUGUAUGUUUUUUUUUUCUUGAGGUACACUUAAUUACUUGAUGACACUUUCUUGUAAGUGAAUCAUUA